Molecule: messenger RNA, 2067 nt
Organism: Brassica rapa (field mustard)
Lineage: Eukaryota; Viridiplantae; Streptophyta; Magnoliopsida; Brassicales; Brassicaceae
Product: mitogen-activated protein kinase 18
Biological process (GO): protein phosphorylation
Molecular function (GO): MAP kinase activity; ATP binding
Source: RefSeq, a predicted model, not a curated record
CAAUAACGAAACCGCCACUCAUCUGAGACUUUUAAACCGUACGCAAUAAGUAGCACGAGGAUAACAAAUUCUAUUUUGAUAAAAGCCUUUGGGGUUCUCUCGUCUCUCUCUCGUCUCUUCUUCUCCGAUCGCUGCUUCUAGGGGCAAGGUUAAAGUCGAUAACUUUGAAGAGGAUGCAACCAAAUCAAGCAAAGAGGGACACGAAAGAGAUGGACUUUUUCACAGAGUACGGCGACGCCAACCGAUACCGAAUCCUCGAAGUCAUCGGCAAAGGAAGCUACGGAGUUGUGUGCGCAGCCAUCGACACGCACACGGGAGAGAAAGUCGCAAUCAAGAAGAUCAACGACAUCUUCGAACACAUCUCCGACGCGCUUCGGAUCCUCCGUGAGGUCAAGCUUCUGAGGCUCCUAAGGCAUCCUGAUAUAGUGGAGAUCAAAAGCAUCAUGCUUCCUCCUUCCAAGCGAGAGUUCAAAGACAUCUACGUUGUCUUUGAGCUCAUGGAAUCUGAUCUUCACCAAGUUAUUAAAGCUAACGAUGAUCUGACUCGCGAUCACCACCAGUUUUUCCUUUACCAGAUGCUUCGCGCCUUGAAGUUUAUGCAUACGGCUAAUGUUUAUCAUCGUGAUCUUAAGCCGAAGAAUAUACUGGCGAAUGCAAACAGCAAGUUGAAAGUUUGUGACUUUGGGUUGGCUAGAGUUGCGUUUAAUGAUACUCCUACAACAGUCUUGUGGACGGACUAUGUUGCCACAAGAUGGUACAGAGCGCCUGAGCUCUGUGGAUCAUUCUUUACUAAGUAUACUCCAGCUAUAGACAUAUGGAGCAUUGGUUGCAUCUUUGCAGAGGUACUAACAGGGAAGCCAUUGUUUCCGGGGAAAAGCAUUUCUCAUCAGCUGGAGUUGAUUACUGAUCUUCUUGGCACACCAAAACCAGAGACUAUUUCUGGAGUUAGAAAUGAUAAAGCUAGAAAAUACUUGAGUGAGAUGAAGAACAAAAAUCCGGUCACCUUCUCUCAAAAAUUCUGCAAAGCAGAUCCUUUAGCAAUCAGACUCUUGCAGAGGCUGUUGGCUUUUGAUCCAAAGGAUAGACCAACUGCUGCAGAGGCACUGGCUGAUCCUUACUUUAAGGGUCUUGCUAAGGUUGAAAGAGAGCCUUCAUGUCAGCCAAUCUCGAAGAUGGAGUUUGAGUUUGAGAGAAGAAGGUUGACAAAGGAUGACAUUAGGGAACUUAUAUACAGGGAGAUACUGGAGUACCAUCCUCAGUUGCUCAAGGACUAUAUGAGUGGUUCUGAGGGAUCAAGUUUCGUAUAUCCUAGCGCCAUAGGACAUCUUAGGAAGCAGUUCAAUUACUUAGAGGAGAAUAGCAGUAGAAAUGGUCCGGUCAUACCUCUUGAGAGGAAGCACGUUUCACUUCCUCGGUCUACAGUUCAUUCAAGUGUAGUCCAUUCCACCAGUCAACCAAUUCCUGCAGGAACUAGAGCUUUAGGACCUCCUCCAAGAGUACCACCAUCUGGUAGAGCAGGACGUGUUGUGGAAUCAUCUGUUAGUUAUGAGAAUGGUAGGUACCUCAAAGAAACUUACUUCAGAAGCGCGGUAUCAUCUCCUCACUGCUACUUCAAAGCAAACACCAUGAUGAACCCAAAUAACAGCAAGGUUGAGGCUUCUUUUCAGCCUAAACCACAAGAAUUUGUCACCGUACCUCCAGCUGCUAGGACUAACCAAACAAACGUGGAGAUUGUGAACCGCCCAAACCCUUAUUUCCAAUCACAAGUCCCUAAUGUAGAACACUCAAGCAACAACAACAAUAUGGCCAUCGAUGCUAAGCUGUUGCAAUCACAGACACAGUUUGGUCCAGCCGGGGCCGCAGCGGUUGCAGUAGCAGCACACAUGAACAUAGGCACAACUAUUUAGGGUCUCCGGUCCUAGUUUUUUUUGUGUAGAGAAUUAUUGGGCCAGGGUCUGAUUUGAACAGCUUUCAAAUGAUAUAAUAAAAGACUUUCUGAUGUUGUAACUCACAAGAUUUGGUUAGAUCAGUCUGAUCCCGGGUUGUUACCGGUAAUGGUUUCGGUUA